GGGGGGGAGAGAGAGAGAGAGAGAGGGAGAGAGAGAGAGAGAGAGGGAGAGAGAGAGAGAGGGAGAGAGCGCGAGCGAGAGCGAGCGAGCGCGCGAGCGAGCGCAUUCCUCACCGGGUGAUUUGAGGAUUCAAUGAGCUAGUACAUGUGAGGUUUUAAACAACUUUUACAUCUGGGAAGUGCCUGAUUCAGUGUCAACUCUGAGGCUGGUAAGACAGGAGGAGGCUUUUUUUUUUUUGACCAGGCUGGUCAAGUCAUUAGCCAGUCAUUCACCCCCUCUCCCCCUGACAUGUAAACUUGGAAAAAGUGUAAUUAACUCAAGAUGCCUGUUAACAUCGACCAACCAAAGAGAGAGAUUGUGGACUGGACAGAGAGAGAGAGGAGUGAGACCUAUGGAACUGCAGGAAAGGAGAAAGAGCCAGGGCAGAUGUUCUUGCUGAACUUUUCAUCUUUCAUCCAGGAUGGGCAUCACGACAGCACCAACUCCUGCUGCAGUCAUACCUUUUGUGUGAUAACCCCACGGAAUUACUUUGUUUUGCAUGUGUACCCUAUGUUUCCCACCCCAUGCCUUGGCUCAGGGUGUUCUAUUUGCCUGGAAGAUGCUUCUUCUCAGACGUUACACCCAGCCCUACCCACCUUCCCAGAAUCAGCUCAGGCAUCAUUUCCUCCAGGAAGCCUCACACCAGAGGUCACAUGUUCUUUCUCCACCCAGGCAGCCAAACACUGUUCCUUGUUCUGGCUCUUCCCUCCUUCUCCAUUAGGGUAAACCUUGUACCUGUGUCUCCUCCACUGGACUAGGAAAAUGUUGAGGAAAGUUUGCUUUUUUCCUCCUUGGGUUUCUUCUACCUCCCCGUGCCUUGCACUCAGUAGGCACGCACUAACUAGCAGUCUAACGAGUGGGUUAAUACAUCAAUCAUCCUUUCUCAGAUGAAUGAACAGUGUGCAUUCAGGACAAGUGUCUGCUCCCGUUCCCUUCCUCGCUGCCCACCACCUCGCCAUCUGACUUCUCUCACCAAGCAGCCUCAAUCAGGUCUCCCCGGCUCCUCACUGGCCUGCAUCUCCCUGUACCAUGGCGGGGGCACUGACAUCGUCAUCAUGCACCAGAAAAACCAACGCCUGCUUGAUCAUAAACAAGUCGUACUUAUUUGAAAUAACUGUGCAGGAUCCCUGGUGGAGUCUCACAAGCGUCUUCCUUCUGUUUGGGAGAAGAUGAUGAUGACAUGGUGAGGAGGGCACCACUUCCUCUGGAAGGCUUUUGCUAAGGCUUCAGGACUCCCUGACAUACAAUUGGUUUGGAGAUGCAGGCACAGGCUUCCUGAGACUCAGCAAAAAGUGCCUCGGCUGUGACCGAAUAUUAUGAGGCUUAGCAGAUGGUGUUGACUCAGAACCCCCCUCCUAGGCAGUGGGGUCCCUGGCCCGCCCCAUCUUCCAACUGCCACUCCCCUAACUGUCGCUGAGAACUUUGCUACUCAAGACCCUAGUCUGUGCCUGCCUAGCCUUCAGAGACUGCUGGCACUGGAGCCAAGAAAGCUUCUGAGGACCAGGUGAAAGGCUUAUUUUGUGAGUCAGGCAUCUACCAACUAUAGUUUCAUAAGGAAAACUCAGUUGUCUUUGAUUUUUGUUUGUUUGGUUUGGGUUUUGAGUGCUUUAAAAAUGUUGCUGCUUCUCCCUCUUCUGAUUUGCAGGACGUCUAGGGAAGAAAUCAACUUGGUUGUUGGAGCAUCUUUUCAUCCUUCUCAGCUGACUGUGAAGUUAGCUUUCCUUAGAGGAGUUACCAAAAAAGAGAAAUAUUUCCUUUUCCCUUCAAAAUGAAACUGGACUUGGAGGUCAGUGAACCAAUAGACUUCAGUUCUGGAGAUCAUCAACAUCUGGUUCAGAAAGCAGCAGACAGUCACACCCAGAGCAAAUCUGGUCGGUCCUACACAGCUUCACCUUCACCUGGGUCACGAGAAGCCGGUGGGAAUCCACACUCAAAGGCCAAAGAGCGAGAGGAUACCUAUGUGGUACAGAUAUCAGAAGAGACCACCCCAGAACACAGCGAUCCUUUACCCAGCCCUUUCUCAGAAGCAGCUGUCCGCAGAGCUUUCAUUGUAAAAGUGUUCCUCCUCCUGUCAGUGCAAUUGCUGGUGACUGGGGCAAUCAUCAGCAUGUUUAUUUUCUGGUGAGCUUUAAGAAAUUGGGUGAUCAAGAAUGCCUGGUUCACUUAUGCACUUUUGCCAGUAUUUUUUGUUGUAUUUUUUGUACUUGCUUGCUGUGGGAAACUCCGCCGUCAGGUGCCUGCGAAUUACAUUCUCCUGGGAUUAUUUACAAUUCUUCAAGGUCUGAUGCUAGGAACCGUGUCAGUUUUCUAUAAUGCCGAGGAAGUGUUAUGGGCGACAGGAACAACUGCUCUGGUGACAUUAUCACUCACUUUAUUUGCUCUUCAGACAAAAUGGGAUUUCACCUUGCUAAAUGGAAUGCUGUUUGCUUUACUCUUCGUGCUUAUAAUCUACGGAAUUCUUUUAAUCUUCAUACGAUCGUAUUGGUUGCAUCUAUUGUAUGCUGGACUUGGAACUGUGGUCUUCUCACUGUAUUUGGUGAUGGAUGUACAGCUGAUGGUGGGAGGGCGCCACCAUCAUUCCAACCUGGACCCUGAAGAGUAUGUGUUUGCUGCCCUGAACAUCUACAUGGACAUAAUCAACCUCUUCCUUUUUAUUUUGCAACUGGUUGGACUGGGACGGUAGUCAUACAGCCAAGGCUGGCUUGUGCUGAAAAAAGGGAAGGAGGGAUGCCUGUGAAGUGUUGCCAGGCUCAGACGUGCAGAGGUUACCAAUCCAUAAGCCCUUUUAUUUAAAAAAAUUUUUUUAAAUACUUAAUUUUUUUUGUCAAGUGAAAGCAAGCAUUCAGUAGAUGGUAGCUGUAGCUGUUAUAUGUUUUUAGUUCCAUUGUCACAUUGCAAAACUUUCUGGCAGACACUUCUGAUCUUUAUAAAUUCAAAAGAUGAGCACAAAAUUACAUACUUAAAAACAUUUGUAAGAUGCACAUUACUUUGUUGAGGUUUUCCAGGCACUAUUUAAAGCUGUAAACAUCUCUCUACAUGAAUAAAAUUGAUUACAGAAACCUACAUUUACUCCAUUCUCUUCUCUUCAUUUGGACAUUCUGUGGGAAUAUUUUGGCACCUGACUUUAAAAAAUAAUUUUCUUUUUUAAAAGAGUAAGAUAAAUCAAAGAGUUCUGCUUUUCUCUUAGAUUCCAGAGUCAGACCGGAGAAGUGAAUUCUAUCAUGAGCAAUCUCUUUGCUUCUGUCUCGAGCAAUCUCUUUGCUUCUAUCUCAAACCAUCUAUUUGCUCCCAGGG
Molecule: messenger RNA, 3333 nt
Organism: Camelus dromedarius (Arabian camel)
Lineage: Eukaryota; Metazoa; Chordata; Mammalia; Artiodactyla; Camelidae
Product: protein lifeguard 2-like
Exons: 10
Source: RefSeq, a predicted model, not a curated record